Thermochaetoides thermophila DSM 1495 is the source of this 1914-nucleotide messenger RNA. Its product is annotated as 3',5'-cyclic-nucleotide phosphodiesterase-like protein. Lineage: Eukaryota; Fungi; Ascomycota; Sordariomycetes; Sordariales; Chaetomiaceae. Gene Ontology annotation, molecular function: 3',5'-cyclic-GMP phosphodiesterase activity; 3',5'-cyclic-AMP phosphodiesterase activity. Gene Ontology annotation, biological process: negative regulation of glucose mediated signaling pathway; cGMP catabolic process; cAMP catabolic process. The transcript is spliced from 3 exons. The coding region runs from base 1 to 1914 and encodes 637 amino acids. The record is from RefSeq and is a predicted model, not a curated record.
AUGGGACUGGACACUGCUGGUAGUAGCAGCGGCGCAGCUGCCGAUGCGCCGCCGACUGCCGGCCAUGUGAUUGCUCUGACGGGCGCCUCGUUGGCAACGGCGCCUGCGUUGCAGGUUAUUGUUCUGGGCUCAGGAGGCGGCCCUCUAGAAAGCAACGUCACCGCGUUCCUCGUCCGUUCCCUCGCCUCCGGCUGGAGCAAAGGCUCCGUGGUUGCCGUCGACGCAGGCGUCCAUCUCAGCGCCAUCACCCGCAUCCUUGAACAGUCUACCCCCGCCGACCUAGGCAAGCCCGACGGCACCCCCCUACCCUACACCAUCCCUAAAGGCCCCUUCGCCGGCCUUCAAGUACCCCACGCAAGACCCGACGCCAACGCCGCUCACAUCUUCAAAAACCUCAUCGAGACCUUCCUCAUUACCCACCCUCACCUCGACCACAUUUCCGGAUUUGUGAUUAACACCGCCGGCCCGCCGGGCGCCCGUCCCAAACGCAUCGCUGGGUUGCCUUGCACCAUCAAUGCUCUGAAAACGCAUGUCUUUAAUAACGUCAUUUGGCCUAACCUCAGCGACGAGAACAAUGGUGCCGGACUGGUAACCUACAUGCGCCUCGUCGAAGGCGGCUCCCCCGCCCUAGGCGAGGGCGAAGGGAAGGGUUUUGAUGCCGCUGCCUCGGUGGGGCCGUCUACAGGGAGUUUGGCUGCUCCCAGCGGGGCAGCGAGCAUCAGCAUGCUCAGCCCGGCGAGGAAUCCCCAGCUAUACACCUCCGCACCACCAUCCACACUAAGUGCGUUCCUACAACAGCAGGAAAGGAUGCAAUCCUCCGGCCGGCGGGGCAGCCCUUUCUCUAGCGUCCCGCCCGCAGACGAGUCGAUUUGCGUCUACGACAGCUCGGCGUACUUCCUGCGAGACGUCGCCACGGGCCGCGAGAUCCUCAUCUUUGGCGACGUCGAGCCUGACAGCAUAAGCCUGUCGCCAAGGAACAGGCAGAUCUGGCAGGAGGCGGCGCCGAAAGUAGUCAGCGGCAAGCUGGUGGCGAUUUUUAUUGAGUGCAGUUUUGACGACUCGCAGACGACGGAUCGCUUGUUUGGGCAUUUGACGCCGCGGUUUAUUUUCGAGGAGAUGAGUGCUCUUGCGGAGGAGGUACUUGCGCUCAGGAGGGCGGAGAUGGUGGUGAGAGACGGGAGCUGCGCUGGAUGUGUCAACACAGACAAGAAGCGGAAACGGGGUGUGGAGGAUGAGGAUGAUGGAGCUGUUGCUGCCAAGCGCAGAUCAACGCCGACUCCCCAACAACCGCGUGAGAUGAACCACCACCAUCUUGAUGUCCCUGUCUCUCCUAAGACCCGUCACGCUUUUGGCUUGGGCGCCGCAGAUACACUACCUAAGUGCCAUCCCCCGAUUGUUGCAGCCGCGACAGGCCGCAACCCGCGAAGUGUGCCCUCCCCAUCAUCACCAAAAUUGGAUGGCAUUGAUGGCGAUGUUGAUGUUGAUCUGCCUGAUAAUGAUGGGGCUGAUAUGGAUGUGUUGCAAACAGAAAACGGCCACGACCACGACCACGACCACGAUCAUGACCAUGACGAGAGCGAGGAGGGCGUCUCUUCGCUCUAUGAUGGCGCGCUGAGUUCCGUUGCAGAUACCACUGCCGCCAGCACGGCUGUGUCCACACCGUUGACGGGGACGUCGCUUGCGCCGGCGCCGGCGCCGGCGCAGGGGGGGGGGUAUCACCUCCCAUCCGCGUUCUUCUUGUCCACAACAGCAGCGGCCGCAGCAGGAGAACAUGUCCAUUUCCCAGCCACAACCCUCACAACCCUCACAACCCCAGGGUCAAACCUUCCACCCCACUGCCGAUCUUCAUACAACACAGCCAUACUCGUUGGAGGGUGCGCUACGCGGGCUGAAGGUGGUGAUUAUCCAUGUUAA